Polypterus senegalus (gray bichir) is the source of this 2652-nucleotide messenger RNA. RefSeq names its product extracellular matrix protein A-like. Bases 71 to 2233 code for a protein of 720 amino acids. Lineage: Eukaryota; Metazoa; Chordata; Cladistia; Polypteriformes; Polypteridae. The record is from RefSeq and is a predicted model, not a curated record. The transcript has 17 exons.
GUAAUGUUAUAUUGCAACUUUGGUACAAACAGAACACUAAGAACUGUAGGUGAGCCAAACUAUCAAGACCAUGGCAGUGCUUCUUGGUUUCUGCGCUGCUUGUAUGCUGCUUUCCACUGCCUCCUGCCUUACCUGCUACAGCUGCACCCCGGACAACAAAGGAGUAUGUAAUUCAACACAACAAGUCUGCCAACAGCUGGACACAGUGUGCGCUUCUGCUAGUCUUACAACUACCGACGCUUCAUCCAUACAGGUGAACAGUUUCCAGCUGAAGACGUGUACAACACAAAGCAGCUGUUCAAGUCCAGUUUCCAUAAACUAUGGAAAAACUCGGGUGAUUCUUAACUCACAAUGCUGUGCCUCUAACCUCUGCAAUGCAAACAUCGUUCCAGCACCUUCAGUAUACCAGAGCAGCAUUCCCAAUUCACUGCUCUGCUGCGCUGAUGUCAACUGCCAAAGCAUCGUCCAGUGCGUCGACAAUGAGAACCAGUGCUUCACUAACAUUCAAGCUGCUGCAGGUGGACAAACCUCAAUCAACGUGGGCUGUGCUACCCAAGAUAUAUGCAGCAUGGAGUCAGCUCUGGUUCAAAGAAUGGUAGCAGGGCAGACAACCUGUUGUACUGGAAACUUCUGCAACAACAGACGAGUUACACCUUUGACAUGUUACCAGUGUGUACCAGACCUGACUGGCAAGUGCAACAUGACUACAAAUAAGUGCAGCACUUCAGACACAAACUGUGCUUCGGCCACAGUGAUCACUUCAGGAUUAAUUGCAGGAGUACAAGAAAAGGGACUGAAGACAUGUACGAUACCAGUCGGCUGUGAUGGUCCAAUAUCCAUCAACACUGGAAUUGUACGAAAGACGGUGACUUCACAAUGCUGUAACACGGACCUCUGCAACAGUGGUGCUCCAUCUGGAUAUCAGGAUAGCUCUCCAAAUGGACUUCUUUGCUGUAGGGAUGAAGCCUGCAUCGCCUUUGUGAAUUGCCUUGGAGCAGAAAACCGCUGUGUGAUAGCUAAAGACACUGUAACAGGUGUCAUCACUAGGGGCUGUGCAACUAGCAACGUAUGUGGAAUCCAGUCACCUCUAGUGGCAAGUGUGGUGACAGGAGAUAUAAAGUGCUGCACUGGGAACUUCUGUAACAAUGACAAAGUGUUUAGCCUCAAGUGUUAUCAGUGUCAAACGGAUGCCAAUGGGACCUGUAUAGAGAUGCAACAGACGUGCAGUGCCCCUAACAUGACGUGUGGCUCCCUAACACAGCAAAUCACUAUGAGUGGGUUAAAUAGGACUACAAAAUGGAGAACAUGUCUAGCAGAUGCAAACUGUGGUGUUCCUGUCUCCUUCAAUAAUGGAACAAGUCGAAUAACGCUUGCUUCAAAAUGCUGCAGUACUGACUUGUGCAACACGAAUUAUGUUCCAGCGUACACAGACAGUAAUCAAAAUGGACUACAGUGUUGCAGCAGUGAUUCAUGCAGUACAACGGUGAUGUGCCUUGGCAAGGAGACUGUCUGUGCAACAGUCCAAGAUCAGAAAGACGGUGUUCUUAUUGUUCAAAAAGGAUGUGCAACCAGCAAUAUCUGCACAUCCAACUUUGGACAAUCCCAGUAUCUGCUACCAGGACAGAUUUCCUGCUGCACUGGACUCCUCUGCAACAAACAAAGAGUGGCCCCUCUGCAAUGCUAUCAGUGUUUUCAGGGCAAUGGCAAUUCCUGUGAGGAAAAAGUGGAGCAGUGUACAUCAUCGGCAAUGUUCUGCGCAAGUGCUACAGUUGAACACCAUCUGUCAAAUACAUUUACUUUUAGAGAAGAUCGAAAAGCAUGUGUAGAGCCAAACAUUUGCAAUCAGCAAAUCUCCUUCAACAAUGGAACACAUCGCUGGGAUACCAAAGUGAAUUGCUGCACCAAAGACUUCUGUAACAGUGAAACUGCUCAAGUUGCCAGUGACAACUCCCAGAAUGGACUGGGAUGUUGCCAGAAUAAAGCCUGCACAAACAUUGUCACAUGUAUGGGAAAUGAAGAUAGCUGUGCGGUGAUGGAAGAUCCAACUACAGGUGACAUUUUCAGAGGUUGUUCAAGCCGGAGCCUUUGCAACAUCAACUCAUCUUUAUUGCUUGGCGAGUUGGCAAAAACAACUUCCUGCUGCAGUGACAACUUUUGUAACAGUGCCAACCAAGCUGGAUUUCACAGUUUACUAUUUUUAUUAACUUUUAUCACUUUUCUGUUCACAUACUGAUAAACUGUGAUUGUUCGGUUAUGAAGGUGCUAUUUAUGAUUUAACUAGUAAUAUUUAUUAUACACAAUACUAAAAUAAGCCAUGUUCUCAGGUCUUGGAAUUUUUCAAAUCUGUUAACUCGUUCCCUGCACUUUCUACUUGAUCAGAUUUGUUUGUAGGGAUGUGCCUCUAACUCCAGUGGGAAAGCUUCUUUAAAAAUAAAUUUGUUACCUGUUAUGGAGAAUCAAUGCAUCUCUUCUAAGCGCACCUCUUGAUUAUUUCAAAGAUAUAGGAUCUAAAUUUAAAAACAGUACAAGUGAUUUUGAUAAGUAAAUGAAUGGCUAAUAAAAAGACAAGACACUGAACAGCAUAUGUAACAAACUGUAGUUCACUGAAUGCUUCUAAUAGCUCAUCAUAAAACGCUGCAGAAAACUUUAUAA